UUUGUUAGUUUCUCCCCCCACCACCAAUAUUUACACAUCUGAUAUUUCCUGAAAAAACAAAAGGUGUAUUUCAGGGGGUGGUAAACUAACUGAAACUAACUUUCACUCACUGUGGUUCCGUUGUGAGAUGGUUGAUAAUAAAGUAGAGAUGAGCGACGACGGUGAAAACUUCGUGACCGCCACCACGAACGAUCCGAAGAACGUUCAAGAGCUAACCCAAUAUGUGCAGACUCUGCUGCAAACAAUACAGGAGAAGUUCCAGAACAUGUCGGAUCAGAUAUUGAAUAGGAUCGAUGAGAUGGGCACACGCAUAGAUGAUCUGGAGAAGAACAUCGGAGACCUGAUGACUCAGGCCGGAGUUGAGGGUGCAGAGAAGUGAGAACAGAACACACUUAACAUAUUCACAUCCAAAAAAUUUAUGUUCGCAAGUGAACAUACAAUGUAAGCCACCUUAGACAUAUUUAUAAUUUAUAU
Nicrophorus vespilloides is the source of this 474-nucleotide messenger RNA. RefSeq names its product heat shock factor-binding protein 1. Gene Ontology annotation, biological process: cellular heat acclimation. The transcript is spliced from 2 exons. The coding region runs from base 128 to 379 and encodes 83 amino acids. The record is from RefSeq and is a predicted model, not a curated record. Gene Ontology annotation, cellular component: nucleus; cytosol. Lineage: Eukaryota; Metazoa; Arthropoda; Insecta; Coleoptera; Silphidae. Gene Ontology annotation, molecular function: transcription corepressor activity.